AUGGGAGACAAGCGAGAGCCGCCGCGUGUCGCCGGCUUUCGCGAGCGGCAGAUGAAGUCCAUAAUCGUCAAUGGAAGAUACCAAGUCAAGCGUAAGCUUGGCAAGGGCGGGUUCGGUCUCGUCUAUGACGGCGAUGACAUCUUGUCGAAUGAAGAGGUCGCGAUAAAGCUUGUGCGCACACGGGACGACCCCAGGAUUCUCGAACACGAAGCAAGCAUCUACAGAGCACUUGCAGGAGGGCCCGGCAUACCCCAAGUUUUUUGGUACGGACAGCAGGAUGACUACUAUGUGUUGGUCCAGGAGCUUCUGGGGCCCUCACUCGAAGACUUGUUCAACUUCUGCGGCCGUCGUUUCUCGCUCAAGACAGUACUUCUCAUCGCUGACCAGGCCAUCUCGCGGAUCAAGUACAUCCACGACAAGCACUACUUGCAUCAUGACAUCAAACCGGACAAUUUUCUGAUGGGCGUCGGGAGGCGAGGGAACGUGUUAUAUACGAUUGACUUUGGCCUAGCGCAGGAGUUCUCUGGCCUGGCUUCGGAGGGGCGCAGUCACGGCCGCACCCUUCGAUACGCCAGCAUCAACAACCACAACAAACGCAAACAGUCGUGGUGUGAUGACUUGGAGUCACUUGGAUACGUCCUCUUGUACUUCAUUCGUGGUUCCCUGCCUUGGCAAGGCCGCAAAGCGGCAAUCGAGGAAGAGAAGGACGAUCUGAUCAAAGACAUGAAGACAAACACUUCACCAAGCAGCCUGUGCGAGGGGUUCCCAGAGGAAUUUGCCACAUAUCUUGGGUACGUUCGCUCGCUGGGCUUCGAAGACAGGCCACGCUAUGCGUACCUUCGUCACCUCUUUAAUCGCCUGUUUGUAUCCCGCGGGUUCAAGCACGACAACGUGUUCGACUGGACAGAGAAGCUGCACGGUCUCGUUGUCGCGUCAUAG
Molecule: messenger RNA, 939 nt
Organism: Purpureocillium lilacinum
Lineage: Eukaryota; Fungi; Ascomycota; Sordariomycetes; Hypocreales; Ophiocordycipitaceae
Biological process (GO): signal transduction; peptidyl-serine phosphorylation; endocytosis
Cellular component (GO): nucleus; cytoplasm
Molecular function (GO): ATP binding; protein serine/threonine kinase activity
Source: RefSeq, a predicted model, not a curated record